This is a messenger RNA of Prorocentrum cordatum, 955 nucleotides long. The record is from the annotation of a GenBank genome assembly. NCBI's taxonomy places the organism in Eukaryota, Dinophyceae, Prorocentrales, Prorocentraceae.
CUUAUGCAGCGUGCCUUACAAUGCUGACCGCAAAAGCGACAGCAGCGUUACUGGCUCAAUCUUCUGCCUCCGCCUCGCACCGUCGAACCGGCUGCCCCGCCAGUGUCGCCAUGAGCUUCGCACUGGGCCAGAGGGUUUCCAUCAAAGGCCGAUGUGGCGUCGUGCGCUUCUCCGGCGAAACGGACUUCAAGGAGGGCAGGUGGGUGGGCGUGGAGCUCGACGAGCCCGUGGGCAAGCACAAUGGCAGCGUGGGCGGCAGAUCCUACUUCACCUGCGCCCCCCACCGCGGCAUAUUCGUCCGCCCCGAGAGCAUUGCCGCGGUCGGCGUGGGCGGCGCGGCCGCCCGUGCGGAACCGCCCAGCGGCCCGACGCAGCCGCGCCCCGAGCAGCCGCGCGCGAGGGCGGCAGAGAAAGCGGAGCGCGGCGGCCGGACCACUACGAGCACGACGGAGACGGGCAUCCCGCGCAGCCGCAGGAGGAGCUCUGCGUCCUCGGUGCUGUCCGAGAUCGUGCCGGCGCAGUCGAGCGCGCUCAUCUUCAACGCGGACGGCGAGGAGGUCAGCGUCGACGAUCUCAUCGAGGCCCUGGAGGAGGCCCGGCAGGACAACGCGGGCCUGCACGAGCUUCUGCAGCAGCUCAGGGAGAAGGAGCGCGGCCUUCGCCAGGCGCUUCAGGCCGAGGAGGUGCGCAGCGACGCCCAGCUCGACGCCGCCGAGCCGCUCGACGGCGACCCGCUGCGCAGGAUUUGCGGAGCGGCGCUCGAGGCCGACGAGCUGCGCAGCGACGCCCAGUGCGGCGCCGCCGAGCCGCUGCGCGAGGGGUGGACGCUGGAGAACUUCUUCGGGCAGUCCCUGAAUGCCGCAGUCGCGGGCCUUCUUCGAGCAGGGACUCCUUCGAGCAGGGAGAUCGAGCUCAUGAGGGCCAUCGGCAGCUUCACGGACCCGAAGGAGGCCAC